CUAGGGGAGGCCGAGGAGGAAAAGAAAGGGGGAACUCUUCUGGGGUUGGGCCGGCAGCAUGUGGAGAGCUCAGAGUCCCUCAGGGAAGGUUCGGGGCGGAGCCGGCGCUGGUAGGGAAGCUCACCUCUCCCUGGCUAGAGGCCCUGGAGGUGGAGAGUCGGGGGUGUGGUGCCUGGAAUCCAGACAUUGUCCCCUCCCACCACAGGCCGGUCAACCGCUCGAGGGUGAGUUGCCGCGGAGAGCCCGGCGGCGGGCAGAGCUGCAGCAGUAUGAAAGGCGCUACGCAUCCCCUCUGUUUUUGGACCUGGGGCGAGCAGCAGCUGCAGCAGCCCCAGCAGCCCCAGCUCGGUCUCCUCCGCCCAUGCAUGUGCCGUGGAGAGGCCCGCAGCGGGGCCGGCGCGGGGGCCGGGAACUGCCGAGGGGAGCCUGGCUCCUGAUCACAUUCUGGCUCCUGAUGUUCUCGGCGCUGGCCGUCUACUUCUCCUUGAUCCAGCUGUCUCCGCUGCCCUGGCCAUACCUGCGGCCACCGGCCCCGCCACGCCCGGUCACCGUCCUGAUGUGGUGGGAGCCCUUCGUCGGGAAGGGCAGAUCCCACCGUCCGGUCCCAGACUGCCAGCGCCUAUUUAACUUGAGCGGCUGCCGCCUGCUCACCGACAGGAAAGGCUAUUGGGAAGCCCAGGCAGUUCUCUUCCACCACCGAGACCUUGUGCGGACCCAGGACUGGCCCCCGCCACGGACUGAGCCUGGAGACAAGUCGGAGCUGGACACAGCGGCACCUGAAGCAGUAUACACGGCCUCGACGAGCGGCCAGCUGGCCAGGCCCCCUGGACAGCGCUGGGUGUGGAUGAACUUCGAGUCCCCUACAAACUCCCCGAGACUAGAGAGCCUCGACGGCAGCCUCUUCAACUGGACACUGUCCUACCGGGCCGACUCAGAUAUCUUUGUGCCCUAUGGGUAUCUUUAUCCCAGGAGCAGCCCGCAGGACCAGCCUUCGGGGCUGUACCCAUCGCUGGCCCGAAAACAGGGGCUGGUGGCCUGGGUGGUCAGCCACUGGAGUGAGAGGCAGGCUCGGGUCAGAUACUACCACGAGCUGCGCCAAUACCUGAAGGUGGACGUGUAUGGCCAAGGUGGUCCUGGACAGCCAGUGCCGGACUCUGGGCUUCUGCACACGGUGGCCCGCUACAAAUUCUACCUGGCUUUCGAGAACUCUCAGCACCUGGACUACAUCACAGAGAAACUGUGGCGAAACGCCUUUCUGGCAGGGGCGGUGCCGGUGGUGCUGGGGCCCAGCCGGGCCAACUACGAGCGCUUUGUGCCUCGAAAUGCCUUCAUCCACGUGGACGACUUUCCUAAUGUUGCUGCCUUGGCCUCCUACCUUCGCUUCCUGGAUCGAAACCGGAACCAGUACAAGCGCUAUUUUGACUGGCGCCGGCGUUAUGCUGUGCACAUCUUGUCCUUCUGGGACGAGCCCUGGUGUCGGACCUGCCAGGCUUUGCAGAUUGCUGGAGACCAACCCAAGAAAAUGAACAACUUGGCUGCCUGGUUUCAAAGAUGAGACUUCACUAGGCCAGGGUCCGGGGUUGCUAAGUAUUUUGCAGAGGAUAUUGCAUAGGUUAAUAAUCUGCAAACGAGACUGUUUAUAACAGGAAGACUCUUAAAAGUUCUCAGAUCAGGUACUUCCAGCUUCCACACUGGUGUUUUAGAGUGGAGCGGUUGAGCUCUUUUAAAAUGUGUAAGGGUGAGGAGAGAAACUUGUGUCUUGCCAGUAGCCCAAACUGACUGUGCAUGUGAUCUGUAUAGGGUAAGCAAUGCAGCUAGCUCACUGACCCUCAGCAGCUCCUCUUUUAACUUGCGGCAAGCCACCAAGGUAAAAGUGGUCACAAAGUGCCUUAUUACAAUGGAAAGCCACCUCUUCACUAGGUGCCUUAAAGCUUCUAGCUGAAUAGUGAAGCUCCUUCAUUUCAUGUCCUAUGAGUACUGUUGAAGAAAUUGAGAAUGUUUGUUAUGGAGGGGAGAUGUCUUAAGAGGAACUUGACGGUUGCUUUCAAGUAUUUGAAGGGUUUACCUGGUAGAGGGAUUAAACUUGUUCUUAGUGACCCCACAGGAUAGAAUAAGGAGCUGUGGGUAGAAGUUACCAAGACAAAUUUAAGCUUGAUCUAUGGGAGAACGCCUAACAAUGAAAAUUAGAGCUAUAUAACAGUGGAAUAGGCCACUUCUGAUGGACUGGUGAGUUCUCCCUUCCAGGAGGUCUUCAAGCCAAGGCUGAAUGUUUCCAUUGCAAAGGGGAUUUGGGUUCAGGUAUGGUUUGAACUCCUGAGGUUCCUUCCAAUUCUGAGUCAUGCUUCCUUAAAGUCAAGAGGACUCUCCUGAAGAAGCUAUUAGCGAUUUAGCCACCAGCUAUUGUGUUCUGUCCUCUAAAUAGAGGGAAACCAGAUGAGAUGGAGGAGAGUAGGGAAAAAAUAGAUACAGUUAAAAAAGUUAUGUGUGAACUAAUAAAUAAGUGUGCACUAAAUGUAUUUCAGUAUUUAAAAGAACUCUGUGGUGAAUAUCCCUUUACAAUGCGAAAAAUGACAUAUCUUGUGAAUACAGAAUUUUUUCCCUGUAUAUUUAAUUUUCUGAAAGUAGACUUGAGGAAAAGUUGUGAAACAAGCCUCUUCCCCUCUUCCCCCAAGUAACCAUUUACAAAAGUUCUUAUGCAGAAAUAUCAGAAGGAAAGAGAAGAAAACCUUGUUGGCAGUCUCUGCAUAAAUAUUUAUUUCGUGUUUUAGUAUAUUUAAAUUUUAGAAUUUCAUUCUUCCCGUGGGGCUUGCUAUGCCUUUCUUAAAGAUUGCUUCACUCACAAGGCUUCAUCAUGUUAGCAUUUAUAUAGCACUUUAGCAUUUGCAAAGUGCUUUACAUAUGAUCCCAUUUGAUUGUGGAGAAUUACGAAAUUAUGCAGAAAAGGGGGAAAAUAUUUUAUUGUUAAAAUUUUUUAUAUUUUUGUAUGUUAUUUGUAAUUACCCAAGUGUAUAGUUCUCCCAUGUGUUUGUUUGAAAAAGUCAAUUUAUCCAGGAUUACUUGGUGUGUACAGUCAUUUACUACUCCAGUUUUGCUGCUAAACCUUUUACUGGAAUAAGAUCUUGUGUGUUCUAGUUAGUAAGUGGGUUUGCAUUUAUUUCAUGCAUUAAACAUGUACCAUGACCUACUAUAAUACUGCCCUUUGAACCUUUGUUGGAGGAACUCACAUUAUUAAACACCUAUAUUCAGUUUAAGAACUUCUAGAAGAACUAACAUUCAUUCAUACUCUGUAGGAAAGUUAUGGGUGAGGGAAAUAUAAAGAUGUAUGAGGGCUCCUGCCCUCUUGGAACUUAUACUUUAUGUAAACCUUAAAGUAAAUAGUGCACUUCAACUAAAAUUAGUGCACAUCAGCCAAAGUAGACUUUGAAGUCUUGCUAUUGCAAGACUUGCAAAACAACUGAUUUCCAGUCUGCCUUCUGUAACUGUCUUUUUGUUUCAUUUACUAAUGGCUUACUUUGGAAGGGUUCCAAGAUUAACUAAAUUUACCUCAAAUUCUACUCCAUACUCCAUGUAGCAAAAUCCAGUUUUUAAAAUGUAUAUGCCACAGUUCAUUAUUCUGAGUACUUCAUAGACUACACGAGUACAAUAGUCCCUAGCUAAAUCAUAAGACAGGAAGAUCUGACUCUUAUUUGAAUUUGUUACAGAUUUGUUAGUUGACUUCAUUUUUAAGUGCCUCGUUUCCACUACUAGCAGCCUCUUUUUUUUUUUUUUUUUUUUUUACCAAAUAAGGAUAUUAAUUUUGAAAAAUUAAGAUCUAGGGAUAAAAUGUUCUCUAAACUAUUUUAAAACGUGGGUUUUAAAGGAAGGAAAGUUUAUUCUUAAAAAUGAUUGUUUAUGGGACUUUGGUAAUAUAGUCUACGCUGAACAGGAAAACCAAGUUCUCUUACAGAUUAAAUAGUCAUCUGAAUGAAUAAAAGGUAGUUAAAAAAGUGUCUAGGCUCUUUUUUUUAUGGCAUUUUGGUGAAGCAAUGCGGGCAAUGUGACUUGCCCAGAGUCACACAGCUAGUGGUGUGUCUGAGGCUGGAUUUGAACUCAGGUCCUCCUGACUCCAAGACCAGAGCCUCUGUCCACUGCUCCACCUAGCUGCCCCUAGGCUCUUUUUCUGAUGAGGGGACUUAGAAUGCCCCAAAGCCAAACCCUUGUGUUUAAACAUUUUUGACAAAGCUUCUGUGAGUUUAAACUACAAAGGCUCAGGUGACUUCUCUGCUGCUACACUGCAGCCACCCUUUCAUUUAUGUGAAACUGAUCACUCACUUACACAAGAUGGUAAUAACUGACACUAUUAUUAAAGAAUAUAAAGGUCUUAGUGGUUUUCUUUGUAAUAUAGUUUUCUUACAUGUUUAAAAUACUUGAAAAACAAAAUGGACUUGAAAUUCUCAUUUUCUUUUCCUCUACAUCAAAUAGAUUACGUCAUAGCUGACCAUUUUAUCAUUUCACUUUAUUGGGCAAAGUUGAAACAGAUCAUUUAUAAAUCUAGUAGUAUGUGAUGAAAGUCUCUUGUUUUUGUAGUUAGAAAUGGCCUAUGUAAUCUGCCUUUGCUCAAUAUAUGAAUUUUACAAAUAUAAUUUGGGGGAAUAUAUUUAAAAUAAUAUGUAUUCUUACACAAUAAGUACUACUUACACCUGGAUUGAGGCUUAUAGCAGGAAAACGGUGGCAAAAUCAAGCUGAUUGUAUUUUAAUUUUUUUUCUCCUAGGGCAUUGUCUAGUAGUGAGUUGUUAGGGCCUUAAUUCAUAUGUCUAGGCAUCUAUUAGCCUAGCUGCUACUUCAUUUACAGAACUCACUACCCAAUAUCUCCCCCCCUUUUUUUUUACUGGAUUCUUCAAAUCCUAUUUCACAGAGAAAAUAUAUCACUUUUCUCUCCCUCCCUGCUCCAAAAUAAUACAUCUACUUUCGGUAUUUUAAAAGGGGAUGGUGGGAGGAUAAUGGGAAAGCUAAUGGGAAUAGGUCAGUGUGGUUCAUCCCAGCCUUGUAGGCAUAGUCACAAGGCUCUUUCAUAGUCAAUCUUCCAUGUGACUGCCAUCCCCUGCUACCCCAGCCACCCUCCACCAAAUCUUGUCCCAGAGGCAGGCCUGUGAUGUUUGGAAACUUCAGCUAGAUAAUAUGGCUCAGUUAGACUAAGCUGUCUGUAGUUCAGCUUUCCAGAAUCCACUUCCUGGAUCCUUACUUAAUUGGUCUAGAAUUCUCCUACGUCUGAGUGCAAAUGUUCUUUCUCAAGUUCCCUAAGUGAGCUCCCUCUGUUCCUUGCCUGUGGAUGAGGUACCAGUUACUAUGUAACAGCAGUGAUACUAAAUCAGUUUUAGAAAUCAGGUCCUGGGUAAAUCUGGUUUAAUUUUUUUAAAAAAGUAUUGGACAUCUUUUUAAAUAAGAAAAUGACAUGUUUCCUUGGUAAUGAGUAGGGUUAAUAAAGUAUAUGAAAUUC
This is a messenger RNA of Vombatus ursinus (common wombat), 5477 nucleotides long. RefSeq names its product fucosyltransferase 4 (gene FUT4). The transcript has a single exon. The record is from RefSeq and is a predicted model, not a curated record. Gene Ontology annotation, molecular function: alpha-(1->3)-fucosyltransferase activity. NCBI's taxonomy places the organism in Eukaryota, Metazoa, Chordata, Mammalia, Diprotodontia, Vombatidae. The coding region runs from base 59 to 1555 and encodes 498 amino acids. Gene Ontology annotation, cellular component: membrane.